Molecule: messenger RNA, 2102 nt
Organism: Pezoporus occidentalis (night parrot)
Lineage: Eukaryota; Metazoa; Chordata; Aves; Psittaciformes; Psittacidae
Gene: ENPP5
Product: ectonucleotide pyrophosphatase/phosphodiesterase family member 5
Exons: 3
Coding region: 21-1454 (477 amino acids)
Source: RefSeq, a predicted model, not a curated record
AAACAGGUUAACGCAAACAAAUGUUCUGUCUCUGCUCAACAGAUGCCAUGUUGCUUCCGAAGAAGGGACGAAUACCUUUCGGAAUAGCCAUGAACUGUUUAUGGAGAGUCCUGGCAAUUUUCUUAUCAUUUCUUCCAAGCACAUUGUCUCUCCAGCCAGCCCAGGCCAAAGUAUUGCUGGUAUCUUUUGAUGGAUUUCGAUGGGAUUACAUCUGUAAAGCCUCAACUCCCAAUUUUCAUUAUGCCAUGGAGAAUGGUGUUCAUGUCAAACAGGUCACUAACGUGUUUAUAACGAAAACGUAUCCUAAUCAUUACACAAUGGUGACUGGUCUCUAUGCAGAAAGCCACGGUGUAGUUGCUAAUGAGAUGUAUGAUCCUAUUCUGAAUGAAACUUUCUCUUUGAGCAGAAUGGCUGUCUAUAACUCCAAGUUCUGGGAAGAAGCCACACCAAUAUGGAUAACAAACCAGAGGGAAGGACAUAAAACUGGCGCAGCCAUGUGGCCUGGGACAGAUGUGAAAAUACAUGGAGUCUUUCCUACGUAUUAUAUGCCCUACAACUAUUUUGUUUCCUUUGAAGAUAGAGUUGCUAGGCUUAUUGACUGGUUUACAUCAGAAGAGCCCAUAAACUUUGGUCUCCUGUACUGGGAACAGCCUGAUGAAAUGGGCCAUAUUCUGGGUCCAGAAAACCCACUUAUGGGGCCUGUAAUUAGUGAUAUUGACAAAAAGCUGGGAUAUCUUCUGUCCGAACUGAAGAAAGCAAAGCUAUGGGAUGUGGUAAAUGUCAUAAUUACAAGCGAUCAUGGAAUGUCAGAGUCUUCCUCAGAAAGGCUCAUUGAGCUUGAUCAGUAUGUGAAUAGAGAGCUCUAUAAAAUCUUUGAGAAUUCUCCUGUGGUAGCUAUUUUGCCAAAAGAAGGCAAACUGGAUGAAGUAUAUGAAGCUUUGGCCAAUGCUCAUCCCAACAUGACUGUAUAUAAAAAGGAGCAGAUUCCAGAUAGAUUACAUUACAAACACAACAGGAGAAUUCAGCCAAUCUUAGCAGUGGCUGAUAAAGGAUGGGAAAUUGUGUAUAAUAAGUUUGAUGUUAUUCAAUCUGGUAAUCAUGGAUAUGACAACAUGUUACCAGAAAUGCAUCCCAUUUUUUUGGCAUUUGGGCCUGCUUUCAGAAAGAAUGCCACUAAAGAAGUAAUGAAUUCUACAGACCUGUAUCCUUUAUUGUGCCAUCUGCUUGGUAUUAACCCGCUGCCACACAAUGGCUCAUUCAACGCUGUGAAAGACAUACUUGCUGAGGAAGUUCCCUUUGGAGCAGACACCUAUGCUACUGUUCUAGGAGUCUUUCUAGGCAGCUUUCUUGUUAUGGUUUUUAUUGCAAUUUUCGUUAAGCAUUUUAUCUUCAUCCAAGCAAACACCAUGCAAAUGAAACAUACUGAAGCUGCCCAACCACUGUUGCAAGAUUAGUAACACGUGGUACUAUUUCCUGUUUGAUGCUUAAUGUAAGCUUACACAAAAAAAAAAGUCACAAAAAUGGAUAGAGGUGGGUCAGCAUAAAUGCGUGGAAUAAAAGGAAAUGGGUGCUGAUCCAUUGGUCCAGUGGAGUGCAUACAUACCAGGUGUGCAGAGAAAGAGCAUGUUUCUGUUUCAGCCUAUAACCACUUAAUCUUUCAGGGGUUGAAAAUACUCUUAGGGACACUGUAUGUAUGUAGACAUGUAGAUCUUAAAUACCCAAUUCUGACCUACUUUAGGGAAAUAACAUCAGCUGAGGUGCACUUCACAGACUAUUAUGUGGUGAUUUAAUCCCCCUCCACCCCCCCUUUUUAUUUUCCUUUGAGAAGUUCUUUUUAGUUUCUUGGAUUCUAACAAGUAACUGAAUGGGACUAGAUUUCUUUGGGGUGUUUAUUGCAUGACCAAGGAAGCUUUUGCAUGGAUCACCAUUGCAGCUAGCUUGGCAGAAUAAAUCCUGCAGAAAAACAACAUUAUUAUUAAGCUAGGUCAUGCACUGCUAAAUGUCUUAAGUUUAGAGUUAGGCUUAUUUCUUUAAACUACUGUGUUAACUGUAGCACCAGAAUAAGAACCUAGGCGGUAUUGCCUUCAGCAGUCAGCAUUAAA